Molecule: messenger RNA, 1070 nt
Organism: Alternaria alternata
Lineage: Eukaryota; Fungi; Ascomycota; Dothideomycetes; Pleosporales; Pleosporaceae
Product: cysteine proteinase
Exons: 2
Coding region: 51-794 (247 amino acids)
Biological process (GO): ubiquitin-dependent protein catabolic process; protein deubiquitination
Cellular component (GO): cytoplasm
Molecular function (GO): cysteine-type deubiquitinase activity
Source: RefSeq, a predicted model, not a curated record
CCUCUGAUACGAUGGCAAAUCAAUUGCAAAGAGUGAAAGCUCGAAUGAAGAUGUCCAUGCCAGACCCGGAAAGUGUGCAGCAAUAUAACAAACAUUUCAUCCCUCUCGAAUCAAAUCCAGACGUCUUCACCGAGCUUGCGCAUAAGCUCGGGUUAUCCACUUCAUUGGGCUUCCAAGAUGUGCUCUCUAUAGACGACCCGGAGCUACUUGGCUUUCUUUCACGUCCAGCCCUCGCAUUGAUCCUGGUGUUUCCGACAACAGAGGCGUAUGAGAAGAGAGCUCAGGAUGAGGAUGCCAAGCUCGAGGAGUUCCACAGCUCUGGCGAUGUUGUAUUCUUCAAACAGACCAUCAACAAUGCAUGCGGUCUUUAUGCAAUCUUGCAUGCUAUCUCUAAUGGCGAAGCGCGGCAGAAGAUCGAUGAGGUCUCGAUCAUCGCUCAAUUACUGGAUGCCAGUCUAGCGCCUGAUAUAGACGGAUUGGCUCAGGCAUUAGAGGAAAACAAGGCGUUGGAAGUUGCAUAUGCUGGCGUAGCAAGCAAAGGCGAUACUGAGGCGCCUCUGAAUGCGGAAGACGAGGUGGAAUACCACUAUAUCGCUUUUGCCAAAUCGUCCAAAGACAACCAUCUAUACCAACUCGACGGCGACCGCAAGUGUCCUCUAGAUCUUGGGGCGCUCACAGCAGACGAAGACGUUCUCUCUGAGAGAUGUCUCAGCGUCAUUCGUGGUAUGAUGGCAAGAGAGGACGAGAAUCUCAACUUCAGUUUGAUGGCUCUGACAGAGCAUGCAGAGAUGUAGGUAGCCAAGGAGUCACACUCUUCGUAGGAUUUCUCCGAAGAGCGAGGAAGUGUGAACUAUGAAGGACCUUUUUAUUUGUUCUUGCAACGAACUUCGUCAGACGAAGAAUGCACGUACUUCAGUACAGCCGCAUACACCACAGCUAAGCAAGACGCAAAGAUGUGGGAUGCUCCCCGAAGGGACUUGUAAAAGUGUCGGAGACUCAAGUGGCUGGUGUGCGGGUUGCGUCCUAUGAUGAUGAUGUAUACGAAGCUAGCAUGACAUGCAUUUGUACCA